AUGAUUGAAACAGUGGAAUCCAUCAACAACUCCUCCAUGCUGAAUAAUCUCACGAUUGGCUACAAGAUCCUGGACACCUGUUCUGAUGCGACCAUUGCACUGCAGCACACUUCCUUCUUUAUUGACAGACAUUCUGGCAGCAGGUCCUCCAUGUUUCAUGGUGUUAUAGGGGAGUACCAUUCAGAGAUUACCAUGGCAGUGGGAAGGCUUCUCACCAUAGAGUAUAUGCCGCAGAUCAGUUAUGGUUCAACAACUGGGAUUUUGAAAGACAAAAAACGUUUCCCAACAUUCAGGAGAACUGUGCCUGAAGACGACCACCAGGCUAACGCAAUUGCGCAAAUUCUGCACUUCCACAACUGGACCUGGUUUGGCAUUAUAAGCACAGAUGGAGAUUAUGGCCGCUAUAGUGCAGACCUCCUUGAGAAUUACACCAAAGACCAAAAUAUCUAUGCAGCAUACCGCACUGUACUUCCUGAUAUUCUCAAUAACGAAAGAUUAGAGUCAAAACUCAAUGAAGUUAUCAAACAAAUUGAGAGCACCCCAGAAGUUCAAGUCAUUGUGUCUUUUGCCAAACCUGAACACAUGUCCUUAUUGUUCGAGAAACUCACUCCAAAUGCAUCUGGCCGUUUCUGGAUCGCUGGGGAUAGUUGGGCCACAUCAUUUGAAGUGCUAAAUAACCGAACCCUGAAGGAGGUUGGGGCCAUCCUCGGGAUCACCUUUUUGUCAGGGAAAAUCUCUAACUUUGAAAGCUUCCUAAAAAAUCUAGAUCUAAAUCCUGCUUCACAUCCAAACAACACCAUCCUGCAGCACUUCCUCAGACAAGAGAUAAACCAAAGUAAAUCCCCUGAAGAAAUAAGGGAAACCCUGCUGAAAAAUGUAUGCCCUCAUUCCGUGUUUAGUGUGGGUUUGGCUGUGCAGGCCGUUGCCAGUGCUGUUAAAGGCAUAUGUUCUAACAAAAUCUGCCAUGGUGGAUUAAAUAUUCAACCCUCAGAGCUAGUUGAGGCCUUGAAUAAAUCCAUGUUUACUAUGGAUAAUGAGACAUAUAGAUUCUGUGAAUCUGGAGACAUGAAGACUGGCUAUGAUGUCAUACUUUGGGAAGAGACAAAUCGAAAUCCCCAAAAAUUAAUCAACAAUGUGACACUAAAUUAUGUGGCCCGCUUCAUCAUUGAAAACGCAAAUGCCACGUUCCUGACUCAACGUUAUAUAAGUCAGGUGGACCACAUCACAAGCCGUGUGACUUCGCAGUGCUCUCCAAGUUGUCUCCCUGGGUUUAGACGGGUCUUUUUUGGUGGCAAACCCACCAGUUGCUUUAAGUGUGAGCCAUGUCCACCAAACACCUUUUCAAAUAAAACAGAUUCAAAUGAAUGUGAAAAAUGUUCAGAGAAACACUGGUCUCCUGAAAAUGCCACCCUCUGCACUUUGCAAAAAGACGUAUUCCUGUCCUGGAAUGAUUAUUACUGUAUCACCCUGCUAGUGUUUGCUUCUCUUGGUCUCCUGUUGACUCUGAUUGCGAUGCUUGUGUUCCUGGUGAACUGGACCACCCCAGUGGUCAUUGCUGCAGGGGGGCCCAUCUCCAUCCUUAUCUUACUGUCCCUGCUCGGGACAUUUACCAGCUCAAUACUGUUUGGUGGGAGACCAAAAUGCAUACAGUGCCAGAUUGGACAGGUGCUUUUCGGCCUUAGCUUCACCCUUUGUGUGUCCUGCAUCCUGGUCAAAUACUUCAAGAUACUGCUGGCAUUCAAGCCUAAUUCUGCCGUGAAACGUGUUCUGAAGAAAAUGUUCUUGCCCUACUGGAUCAUUGGCAUUUGCGUGGUGUCCCAGGGAAUAAUCUGUGGCCUGUGGUUGUGGAAAAGUCCGCCCCGAAUCUUUGAGAAUGUAGAGACACGGCCUGAACGGCUCAUACAGUGCGUUGAGGGGAGCUUCCUGUUCUUUGGACUCAUGCUGUCCCUGAUUGGCCUUCUGGCAUUGGUGUGCUUUGGGUUCGCCUUUCUAGGACGGAACCUGCCAGAAUGCUACAACGAGGAAAAGUGCAUCAGCUUCAGCAUGCUCAUCUACAUCAUCAGUUGGAUAGUCUUUGUACCCAUUUACGUGAGCAGCACUGCCUCUGUGGUCAAGUACAAAACCGCCUUGCAGAUGGUGGUGAUGAUCAUCUCUGCAUAUGGGAUUCUCCUCUGCCACUUCAUGCCCAAAUGUUACAUCAUCUUGUUUAAGAGGAAGCACAACACCAAAGAGGCGUUCAACAGAGGCGUUCGGGAGUUCAACAAACGCUUGUUCAGAAGAGGUUUCAUAGUGAAUCAGAAUAUGUCAGGACACGAGAACACAGACAGCUCAUUUACCAUUGACUCUGUGAUUGAAAACAUAUUAAAUGGAACUCUUGCAAAUCCCUACUCAACAGGCACUAUUUCCUCGUUUCACCUCUCCAUAGAAAAUCUGCCGCAGGCGGUCCAUGUGUCUGGAGAUUCUGUAUAUGGAUCCUCAUUGACUUUUGACUCCUCAGCAAAGAUGAAUGUUGGAAAUUUGAAAAACAACCAGACCUUGAGCGGUUCCCCAAAACCCUUCAAAUGCAUUAGGAACCGGCCAGCGUUGAAGAGAACCUCAAGUGUCCCAUGA
Xyrauchen texanus (razorback sucker) is the source of this 2610-nucleotide messenger RNA. RefSeq names its product G-protein coupled receptor family C group 6 member A-like. The transcript has 5 exons. Gene Ontology annotation, biological process: G protein-coupled receptor signaling pathway. The coding region runs from base 1 to 2610 and encodes 869 amino acids. Gene Ontology annotation, molecular function: G protein-coupled receptor activity. The record is from RefSeq and is a predicted model, not a curated record. Lineage: Eukaryota; Metazoa; Chordata; Actinopteri; Cypriniformes; Catostomidae. Gene Ontology annotation, cellular component: membrane.